CUUGCGAAUGGCAAGUAGGACGCAGGCAGAGAGCUAACCAGUCAACUCUACUAUUUGUGUUUGUCUUUUAGUGUGCGCCACCUCUCGGCGACACGGAGCAAGGAAACCCUGAGAAUAUGGCCGACUUGUCGUGUCUGCUGCUAUCGUUGCUGUUACUCUUCGUGAUUAUAGCCAUUGGUAAUUGUGAACUGACAUCUGAGCAAUGUAAAGAGUUAGGUUUCUCUUCAAACCUCUUCUGCAGUUCAUGCAAUGAACUUGAUCAGUUCCAGUUAAGUGAACUCAAAGACAACUGUGCUAUGUGUUGCCAGAAAGAUGAGUCUGAUCAAGCCAAUAAGAUGUACCAUGGUGCUGUAUUGGAAGUGUGUAGCUGAAAGAUAGGAAGAUUUCCUCAAAUACAAGCAUUCAUAAAGAGUGACAGGCCCAAACAAUUUUCAAAUUUAAAAAUAAAGUACAAGAAAGGACAAGAUCCAAUCUUGAAGUUUACAAAUGAGAAUAACGAAAUAGAAGAGACAUUAAGUAUUAAUAAAUGGAAUACAGACACAGUUGAAGAGUUUUUGAAUGAAAGACUUCGCAAAUAGUUUUAUUAUUGUCAUAUUCAUGUGGUUGUCUUGCACAAUCAUACUAAAAGCCUCCAAUUUUGGUUGAUCAAUACAACUUCCUGAAAGUCUUUUGAUUUUUUUGAUUUACUGCUUAUACUAUUGUCAGUGGUUUGCCCUAUGGUAAUAAGUGUGUUUGGGCAAUAGAAUUUGUUUUCACGGAGAACUGUUCACUUUUUACUCAUGGAACUGUAUUGAUCAACUUUUAGGAGAAAGUAAACACACACUACUCACUGCAUUGGUAGGGUUGAUGGACAAAUAUGAUGCAGAUUACAGCAUGUAUGGUAAAGAACUGUUCCUGAGAAAAUGGUCACAAAUUUAUUGUUUUUAUUUUAGCCCUUGGUAAUUUAUGCAAGUUGUGUGAUUUUAAUCACGAAAACCACCAUCUCCUGAUUCGUUUCAUUUGCAACAUUGGAAUCUGAUUUUUUUUACUCAUAAAACUUUCAUACAUUUUUCAACACUCAACACCAGUCAUGAAAAAAGAUGUGUUCAGUACUAAGGUCAAAAGGUCAAAACAAAACCGCUUUAAGUGCUUGCUGUAAUCAAUAUUUGUCCAUCAUUCUAGACAGGUUUUGUUCAAGAUGUUAGCAUUUAGUUUCACUUCACAUGAACUUCAAUAUUUACUGUUUACCAUCUCAAUCAUGUUUUGUUUUUUCGAAAAAAGUAAAAAUAUAUUCUUUUUUUUCAGAUUGUGAAAAAACUGUUAUUGAUAAUCUUAUAACUUUUAAAAAUACUGAUGUCAGUUAUUUUUGGGUGAUCUGAAUCGUGCUACUGUCAUUAUCCUAUGGGCCUUGGAGACAUUUCAGUAACAUUGUUUCAUUGAUAUCCUCUGUACAGCUGUCACGACAACUGUUGCUAGGCACAUAGAUGAGAAAUUUACAACAAACCGUAAAGGCAUGUAGAUUUUGAUGACAUGGUGCCAAGCAACUGCUCAACGCAGUUGAUACCUCUUGUGAAAUAAUCAGCUUUCCAAUUUUAUAGUUAAUUUAAUGUACCAUUCAUGGGACAAUUUCUCUUAACAAGGAACAUAUCCAUCUUAUUUGCAUGCAUAUAUCUGUGGCUAAACUAUUAUGAGAUCAUCUCCUAAGAAAUCAGUUUGUAAUUAAAAAAGCAUACAUAACUCCAAUAAAUGGUUCACCACCACGUUCCACUAAAA
This is a messenger RNA of Saccoglossus kowalevskii, 1752 nucleotides long. RefSeq names its product selenoprotein F-like. Lineage: Eukaryota; Metazoa; Hemichordata; Enteropneusta; Harrimaniidae. Gene Ontology annotation, cellular component: endoplasmic reticulum lumen. The record is from RefSeq and is a predicted model, not a curated record. Gene Ontology annotation, molecular function: oxidoreductase activity.